GCCCUCCCCCUACCUCAGGCCUUUACACAUACACACACACACACACACACACACACAUACACACACACACUCACACACACACACACACACACACAGCAGCUGGUGACAGACUCAGGGUUCCCGUCACUAUCACCAUCUUCUGCCCCAUACCCUGGGCAACUGAGUCACACUGGGCAGGUCCUUACGUAGGGCCAGGUUUCCUGUGGGAGUCCCUGGUCCUUCACCCCUUCUCUGAUGGGUCACUAACUCGGAUCCAAAGAACAGAGUAUGUCCAAGCUGCUCCUCCUGUCACUUGCUCUCUGGGCCAGCUGCUCCCCUGGUAACACUGGGACAGCGCUAGUGGAUCUGAGCCAGCCCAGAGUGCGAUGCCAUGCUUCUCGGUACCCUGUGGCUGUGGACUGCUCCUGGAUGCCACUCCAGGCUCCCAACUCCACCAGAGCCAUGUCCUUCAUUGCCACUUACAGGCUCGGUGUGGCCGCCCAGCAGCAGAGCCAGCCCUGCCUGCAACGGACCCCCCAGGCAUCCCGUUGCACCAUCCCCCACGUGCACCUGUUUUCCACAGUGCCCUACUUGCUAAAUGUCACUGUAGUGCACCCUGGCGGCGCCAACAGCAGCCUUCUAGCCUUUGUGGCGGAACGAAUCAUCAAGCCCGACCCUCCGGAAGGCGUGCGCCUGCGCAAAGCGGGACAGCGCCUGCAGGUUCUCUGGCAUCCCCCUGCUUCCUGGCCCUUCCCGGACAUCUUCUCUCUCAAGUACCGACUUCGCUACCGGCGCCGAGGAGCCUCUCACUUCCGCCAGGUGGGACCUAUUGAAGCCACGACUUUCACCCUCAGGAACACACAACCCCAUGCCAAGUAUUGCAUCCAGGUGUCAGCCCAGGACCUCACCGAUUAUGGGAAACCAAGUGACUGGAGCCUCCCUGGGCAAGUAGAGAGGGCGCCCCAGAAGCCCUGAAGAGGGACUGCAUCCUUGAUAUCAGACCGUGAUGUUGACUACUUGAGGGUGGCUGAGUGGCCUGUCCUGAGUUCGAAUUCUGACUUCGCAUGUACUGUGCUGCUCCGAAGCAUUGGAUAAUUCACUUGACCUCUCCAGACCUUAAUUUCCAAAACUGUAGGGAUCUUCUUUCUCCUUCCAUCAGUGCGGGACUUUGUGAACUUUAAAUGUGAUUUAUUUCGAAAACCUAAUUAAAUAAGAAUAAUUCUCA
Rattus norvegicus (Norway rat) is the source of this 1204-nucleotide messenger RNA. It is a transcript of the gene Ebi3, whose product is annotated as Epstein-Barr virus induced 3. The coding region runs from base 268 to 954 and encodes 228 amino acids. Lineage: Eukaryota; Metazoa; Chordata; Mammalia; Rodentia; Muridae. Gene Ontology annotation, molecular function: interleukin-27 receptor binding; cytokine receptor activity. The transcript has 5 exons. The record is from RefSeq and is marked provisional. Gene Ontology annotation, cellular component: extracellular region; membrane. Gene Ontology annotation, biological process: immune system process; T cell proliferation; cytokine-mediated signaling pathway.